This is a messenger RNA of Nerophis lumbriciformis (worm pipefish), 1131 nucleotides long. The record is from RefSeq and is a predicted model, not a curated record. Lineage: Eukaryota; Metazoa; Chordata; Actinopteri; Syngnathiformes; Syngnathidae.
AUGUGGCAAAAUGAACUCCGGCUGGUUCUUGUCGGGAAUACAGGAGCGGGCAAGAGUGCGUCAGGAAACACCAUCCUGGGCAGGGAACACUUUGUGUCGGAGUUCAGUUUUCGCUCAGUGACCAAGAAAACUGAGUAUGGGAUCGCUGAGCUUGUGGAUGAUCGUGACCGGAAGAGAAAGGUGACAGUGGUAGAUAUGCCAGGGUUUGGGGACACUAACCUCACUGAAGAUGAAGUUCAUGAAGAAAUAGCCAAAUGUAUUGUUUUCUCAGAUUUUGCCCCCCAUGCCUUUUUCUUGGUUGUACAGAUCGGGCGUUAUACAGAAAACGAAGCACAGGCUGCCAUCAAUCUGGCAACACUUUUUGGAGAAGAUGCCGUUAAAUAUCACACAAUAGUUCUUUUUACCGGAGGGGAUCGUCUUAGGGGCAAGAGCUUUGAAGAAUACCUAAAAGAGGCACCUGCUGGACUCAGGGAACUUAUUCGCAAGUGUGGGGGCAGGUACCAUGUGUUCAACAAUGAAAACUCCAGUGAUGUUGCCCAGGUUCAUGAACUCAUGUUAAAGGUGGACAGGAUGGUCAUGAGGAGUAGAGCUGGGGUUUAUACUAAUCAAAUGUUUAAAGCGGCCCAGGCAUCUGUGAGGAAAGAACUGCGCCCAAGUAGCAGUAGUGGAGGAUCGGCAUCUCCUGAAAAGCUAUUCCCGAUCGUGAAACGCGUUGUCUAUGCAGGCUUCGUUGGCGCAUGUAUCGGAGGCAUAUACGGCGGUAUGGUGGGCGUCGUUGUGGCUCCCACCGGAAUAUCCAAUAAAGUUAAAGGUUCUGGUGUGGGAUUACUCGUGGGUGGAUUUGUUGGCGGUGUGAUAGGUGUCGUUGCUGGUAUUGAGGCUGGGAGUCUGGAGGAAGCUGUACAGAAUGCUUCUGAUCAAGUUCAUUUGGUCGGAAAACCCAUUUUGAAAACAGCAAUAGUUGCAAAAACGGUGUAUGGCUUCAUGCCUGUAGGUGAACAUACUGAGGAGAAAAUGGAGGCUGUAGUAAUGGCACUCUCAGGAGCUGCAGGAAUGGCAAUCUCAGGAGCUGCAGCAAUCUUAGGUGAUCGUGUGCAAAUGAGUAACCACAAAGGCUCAGGAAAAACUUGA